Messenger RNA from Dermochelys coriacea (leatherback sea turtle), 7581 nucleotides. RefSeq names its product ankyrin repeat domain 12 (gene ANKRD12). NCBI's taxonomy places the organism in Eukaryota, Metazoa, Chordata, Testudines, Dermochelyidae. Bases 262 to 6453 code for a protein of 2063 amino acids. Gene Ontology annotation, molecular function: protein binding. The record is from RefSeq and is a predicted model, not a curated record. Gene Ontology annotation, cellular component: nucleoplasm. The transcript has 13 exons.
UUCUGACGGGGGGGAGGGGAGCGGUAGUGCCGGGGAAGAGGAGGAGGGGGGGGGGGCGCACUUUCAAACCCUACAGCGGCGGCGGUCGGUGUGGGGCUGAGUCUCCGGCUAACCGUCCGCAGCGGUUGAAUCCGGUUCUUCGUCGGGUCCUGUCAUAGGGGCAGCGCGGGAGGAGGAGGAACGAGUCCUGCUGCUUCCUCCUCUGACAAGACACAUGAUGAACACACUCAUUCAAGAUACAGCUAGCUGAACAGCUAUAAAAUGCCCAAAUUUGCAUCUACAAAAGCAGUUCAGAUUGAAAAUUCUGACAGUGAUAGCACCAUGGUGGAGAAACCAACUGGAAGAAAGAGCAAGGACAAGAUUGCAUCGUACAGCAAAACUCCAAAAGUGGAUAGGAAUGAUGUGGGGAAGGAGAUGAAAGAAAAGUCUUCCAUGAAACGUAAACUUCCUUUUACUAUUAGUCCAUCCAGAAAUGAAGAUCGAAAUUCAGACACAGAUUCAGAUCCAGGACAUACACAUGAAAACUGGGGGGAGAGAUUAAUACCUUCUUACAGGACAUAUUCAGAGAAAGAAGGCCCAGAGAAGAAGAAAAUGAAAAAGGAAGCUGGAAAUAAGAAGUCGACACCAGUUAGCAUUCUUUUUGGUUAUCCGCUUUCAGAGCGCAAACAGAUGGCCCUUCUUAUGCAGAUGACAGCUAGAGACAACAGUCCAGAUUCCAACCUGCAUCAUCCUUUACAGACAACACCAACGCAAAAGAAAACACCAAGCUCCUCAUCAAGACAAAAAGACAAAGUUAAUAAGAGAAAUGAACGAGGGGAAACGCCUUUACAUAUGGCAGCCAUCCGAGGGGAUGUUAAACAAGUUAAAGAGUUAAUCAGUCUAGGCGCAAAUGUGAAUGUAAAAGAUUUUGCAGGUUGGACUCCGCUUCACGAAGCAUGUAAUGUUGGUUAUUAUGAUGUUGCUAAGGUUCUGAUAGCAGCAGGAGCAGAUGUGAACACACAAGGACUGGAUGAUGAUACUCCACUUCAUGAUUCUGCUAGCAGUGGGCAUAGAGAUAUUGUGAAGCUCCUGCUUCGACAUGGUGGAAAUCCAUUUCAGGCCAACAAACAUGGGGAGAGACCAGUUGAUGUAGCAGAAACAGAAGAACUGGAACUGCUACUGAAAAAGGAGGUGCCUAUUUCUGAUGAUGAAGACAGUUGCUCAGAUUUUGAAGAGACUCCAUCUGUAAAUCCUUCCAGUGUAGACGGGAAUGUUGAUUCUGAAGCAGAAAAAGAAUCUCUAGUCAUUGACAGCAAGCAGAUGGUCCCUAGUAAGGCACCACUUUCAUCUGCUCUUGAUGAAUAUGAGUUUAAAGAUGAUGAUGAAGAUGAAAUAAAAAUGAUUGAUGACAGACGUAUUCUUAGAAAGGAUCUAAGAAAAGAGGAUGAGGAUGAGUCUGAAAUAGAAAAGAAUAAUUUAUUUGUGAAACAGGAAAAAGUUGUUUUUCCAAAAUCAUUUAAAAGUAAAAAACAGAAACCGUCCAGAGUUUUGUACUCAAGUUCUGAAAGUUCAGAUGAAGAAAUUCUUCAAGACAAAAACGUUGUCUCUCCUCCUUGUUCUAUCACAGAAACUCCAAACUCUGAUAUAAAAAUGAAAAAAGAAUAUAUUGUUUCAAACGACCACAAGCAAAAAGGGAAAGUUAAAAGGAAGCUAAAAAAUCAGAGCAAAAAUAAAGAGAAUCAAGAACUAAAGCAAGAAAAGGAAAAUUCUAGAGUGACAAAUGUAGUUAGUUCUGGACUAGAUUCUUUAGACAAAGCUAGAGAGGAGGAGAUGUUUAAAAAAUCUUUUAGUCCAAAAGAAGAUUCUUCAUUACCCUUAUUUCAUAUUACUGCUAGCAAAUCUCCUAAACAUCCCUGUGGAUUAAGUGAAAAGCAGUCAACACCACUAAAGCAAGAAAACACUAAAACAUGCUUAUCACCCGGAGGUUCUGAAAUAUCAUUGCAAUCUGAAGUAGUUAGGUAUGAUCAUAAUACAGAUUCUGAAUAUCUAGUGGAAAGUUCUAGUGGCAAAUCUUGCAAACACAAAGAAAAAAGCAAGCAUCAGAAAGAUUUUCACUUAGAAUUGAGUGAAAAAUCUAGUCCUAAAAUUAAAGAGGAAGAAAAUAGUUCAGCAUUUGAGAAUUCAGAAUGUAUGCUGAAAAAAAUCGACAAGGAAGGUAAAACACUUAAAAAGCAUAAACUGAAGCAUAAAGAAAGAGAAAAGGACAAGCACAAAAAAGAACAGGAUGGGGAAAAGGAAAAACACAAACACAAAGAUAGCGCUAAAGAGGUACAAAGAAAUAUUGAGUUUGAUAGAGAAUUUUGGAAAGAGAACUUUUUUAAAAGUGAUGAAACUGAAGAUAUAUUGUUAAAUAUGGACCAUGAAUCUCUUCCCUCAGAGAGAAAAACAAAGCUGGAAAAAACUAUGCUGAAAGAAGAUAAAUCAGUAAAAGAGAAACAUGUCCAGAAAGAGAGAAGUUUUAAAGAUGAGAGAGAAAAAGAAAAAAACAGAAAGGAAAAUGAAAAAUUUAAGGAUGAAAAAGUGAAAGAUACAAAAGAAGAAAAAGAGAACAUGUUCACAGAUAAAGAAACAGAAUUGUUCUGUUCAGCUGUAGGUACUAAAGAUGAGCCAGCUAGUAUGCAUUUAGUAGAAAAAGAAGCAGAUACUGAAAAGCAGGAAAAAAACGUCAGAGAAAAAGCUGAGAGGCGAAUCUCAGUUAAAGAAAAGGACAUUGAGAAGACAGAAAGAAAAAAUUUAGAUAAAGAGAAAAAGAUAAAACAUGACUAUAAGCCAGAGAAAGAGAAAGCAGAGCUAAAUGAAAGUAUAGAAAAAGCAAAGGAAAAGAUAAAUUCCCAGCAAGUAGAUAAAUGUCCUAAAGAAAAUGAUAAGAUAAAAAAUGGUAGUACUAUUAAAAAACUUGAUGACAAAGAAAGAAACAAAGAAAAAGUUGAUAAAAAACAUGACAAAGAAAAGAUUGACAAAGACAGGCACCUGUCUGAAAGCAAAGAAAAAUACUGCAUUGAGAGAAAGGUCAAACUAUCAGAAAAAGAAAGUGAGUAUAGUAAACCAGAAAAAGGCAAAAAUAAAGACAAAGAAAAGGAGGCUGAGAAAAAGGAAAAGUCCAGAGAUAAAGACAGCUUAACAGCAGCAAACUCAAAGCACAUGCAAGAAGAAAGGAAAUGCAAUAUUGCAGACAGUAGUAAAGCAUUGCAUGAAAAAUUAUUGUCCUUGAAAGAGAAACCAAAAGAUGAAUUGCUGAAAACUUCAGAUGGUAGAGAGAAAGAUAAAAAGGAUAAAGACAUAGAUCGAUACAAAGAACGAGACAAACACAAAGAUAAAAUGCAGCAAAAUAAUUUUCCUAAACUAAAACUUGAAUCUGAAAAACUUAAGCCUAAACCAUCAUCAGCACCAAAAGAUACUCGACCUAAAGAAAAGAGACUAGUGAAUGAUGAUUUAAUGCAAACUAGUUUUGAAAGAAUGCUUAGCCUCAAAGAUCUGGAAAUUGAACAGUGGCAUAGGAAACAUAAAGAAAAAAUAAAACAAAAAGAGAAGGAAAGAUUAAGGAAUCGGUCCUGUUUAGAACUUAACAAGAUAAAAGAUAAAGAAAAAACAAAACAUUCACUAACUGAAACUAAAAACAAAGAGCUGAUUCGUUCAAAAAGCUCAGAAUUGUCAGACAUUUACAUGAAAGAGAAGCAGCCGAAAGAUGCUACAAGUGGUAGAUCCCAAUCUGUAGACACAAAGAACUUAACAAAUUCUGGAAAGUCAUCAUUAGUUUUAGAUAACAACUUAAAUAGAUCUCCUAGAUCAGAAAGUGAAAAGACAGGUCUAAGCUCCAGGUCAGUGUCAAUGGUUUCAGUUGCUAGUUCAGAAGAUUCUUGCCAUACUACAGUAACUACUCCAAGACCCAUAAUUGAAUACGAUUCAGACUUUAUGCUAGAAGGUUCUGAUUCCCAAAUGUCCUUUUCACAAUCACCAUUUUUGGCCAAAUCACCUGCCCUUCUUGAAAGGGAGACUGAUAGCCUAGCAGAGUUGCCAGAGCGCAUUAAACCUCUUUUUGCAAACAGACUUCCACCAGCCUACAUUAGAUCAGCUUCUGUUGAAGAUGUUAAAGUGGUUUUAAAUGACUGUAGACCUGUUGUAGAAGUGCGAAGAUGCAGUAUGCCUAGUGUUAUUUCUGAACACACAAAAGAGCCUCGAUCAUCUGAAGAAAAUAGUCAGAGUGUUCUACUAGGAGUCUCAAGUCAUACUUGCACUUCUCCCAAACCAGAAGUAUCUUCUUGUAGUUUGACUGAAAGGGAUUUUCAAAAUAGUAUGUCUGGUUUACAUUCCAAUUUUACAUCUUCUCCAACUAAAACUGGUAGCAACAAGCAUGUGACAUUAGAUGCAAAUAUUGUUAAAAAUACUGCUCAAUUGAGACCUUCCGAAGAAAUUCAUAUGCAUCUAGAGCCAUAUAGUCAAAGUGGUCUGAAUCCGCUAACUAAAUCAUGGGAUGUGCCUUUUGACAGACUUAAUUCAUUAAAUAAUGGAUCCAACUGCUCAGGUUAUGGAAUGUCAGAGCAAGAUACUAGUACUGUCGUAGCAUUGCCUGAUUCUGAAAACAGGACGUUAAAAGAACAGAAACUGUCUGAAUUUUUACCUCAACACACUGAAAUUGUGGGAAAUUCCAGUUUUCAGGAAUCUACAUCAUUUUUGCCUUCACAGUCACCCUGCUCUUUGCAUAUCCAGCCACUCCCAGAUAUAGAGUGUAUGUCUAAACACACAUCUUUAUCAGGUAUUAGCAAUCAAGAGCCAACAUUUGUACAACAGCAAAAAAAUCUAGUUCAAACUACCAGUUCUGUUUUGGACACAGACACCAAUAAUGCGAGAGAAGCUGAAAACACUUUGUUCCCAUCAAACAUUAAAAAGGCCAAUGUGCUUAUCACUGUAUAUCCUGAAAGCGUCACUAAGGAUAUUUCACAGAAUUUUGGAAGAGCUAGUACUCUAUCUACAUUACUGUCAGAAAAGGAUUUUACAGUAAAUGAUGCUUGUUCACAACUAAAUACAAAUUCUUACGCGUUCAGUAAAAUUGUUUACAAGAAUUCUCGCUCUGAUGAAGUAGAUAGUAGCACAGCUAACACUCAAACCCCAAAUGAAAAAGCCCAACUAGAAAAUUUGGUUUCAGCACAUUUAGAUAAUAGUAAAUCUGACAUUGAUCUAUGUGAACUAAAUGCAGGAAUACCAAAAGAAAUUAUAAAUGAAUCGGCUAAUAAAAAUAAUUGCACUAUAGAUGGCGGAGAAAAUAUUUCAACACAUGACCUGCCACCAUACCCAUUGUCUAAUUUGGAAGAUAAUUCACAGCAAACUGCACAAGAAAUAGUACAUAAAUUCAGUCAGACAGUUAAACUAGAAGUAGAAGAAACUGUUGAGGAUCAUAAAACAGAACAGCAAGAAGUUCCUCAAAGAAUUACUAGAAAUAGAGCAAAUAUGCUUGCUAGUCAGAGUAAACCGAAUUCUAUUGGUUGCACACAAACAUCAGAAAAAGACUGUGAGUCAGCUGCAUCUAUAAAAGGAAGGAUAAGAUUAAUUGAGGAAGAUGAUGCUCAAGUACACCAUCCACGCAAAAGAAAGGUGUCACGUGUGCCUCAGCCUGUACAAGUGAAUCCCUCUUUACUGCAAGCUAAGGAGAAAACCCAGCAGUCUCUGGCAGCUAUUGUAGAUUCUCUGAAACUCGAAGAGAUUCAGCCAUACAGUUCAGAGAGAACAAAUCCAUAUUUUGAAUACUUGCAUAUAAGGAAAAAAAUAGAAGAGAAACGUAAAUUAUUGUGUAGCGUUAUUCCUCAGGCACCUCAGUAUUAUGAUGAAUAUGUGACCUUCAAUGGAUCAUACCUACUGGAUGGCAAUCCCUUGAGCAAGAUAUGCAUUCCAACUAUUACACCACCGCCAUCGCUGUCAGAUCCACUUAGGGAACUUUUUAGACAACAGGAAGUUGUAAGGAUGAAAUUGCGUUUACAGCACAGUAUCGAAAGGGAAAAGCUUAUUGUAUCCAAUGAACAAGAAGUUCUCCGUGUCCAUUAUCGAGCUGCAAGAACUUUAGCUAAUCAGACACUACCAUUCAGUGCCUGCACCGUACUGCUGGAUGCUGAAGUAUAUAAUGUGCCCCUGGACUCUCAGGCUGAUGACAGUAAAACAUCAGUUAGGGAUCGAUUUAAUGCAAGGCAGUUCAUGUCAUGGCUACAAGAUGUAGAUGAUAAAUUUGACAAAUUAAAGACAUGCCUUUUGAUGAGGCAACAGCAUGAAGCAGCAGCUUUAAAUGCUGUACAGAGACUGGAAUGGCAGCUUAAACUACAAGAACUUGAUCCUGCUACAUACAAAUCUAUCAGUAUUUAUGAAAUUCAGGAAUUUUAUGUUCCUCUUGUUGAGGUUAAUGAUGAUUUUGAAUUGACGCCUAUAUGACAGCUGGCUGUCUCUUUCAAUGGAAACAGUCUGAGAGAAAUGGACAGCAAUGGGCAGAAAUGUAUGCAUCUCUUGAGGUAUAGCACUUAAUUCUGUGGAAUAUCUCCUUGUCCAAUAAUCAAGAUAUUCUUUCAGAAAAAUAGUUCAAAGUCUUGUUAAAUAUGGUAAUGGAUGAUAGUAAAUACUAUGUCAUUUAGUGAUAAAUGACAUUAAUUAUAUUGGAUGCUAGUUCCAAAAAGCAGUUUCCCAAUAAAUGCCAUUAUUUAUAUUUUAAAAGUUAACUACAACUUUAGAGCAUAUUCACUGAAAAGAUGACAAAAUACGGUGAGUUAACAGCGCUGGAAGUUGUUAACAAGUAAAAUAACCACUGAAAAGCAUUUGAUAUUUAAUAAAGCCUGCUUUAAAGCUUUGUAUUAUGAAACUUCAGUAACAGUUGAACUCCCACAGAAAAACAAUGACAAAGCCUGUGGAAGAAAUACAAGAUUUGGAAGGGAAAAAGUCUGUUCGUUUUAUUGUGUUUGUAAAUUUGUAUAGUUUUCUUUCUGGAAAAGAUGUAAUAUUGUCAUUUUUAAAUAACUUAUUUUAUACAUAUUGUGAAAAUGUAAAUAGUCUUGUAAUUAAUGUUGAAAACAUGUACAAAAAUAGAUAUUUUAAUUGUAAAACUGUUUUGUCUAAUGUUUUAUUGGACCAAAGUUGUAGUUUUUAUUAAGUGUAGUGUAUUUCUGGUUGGCAGUUCUUUUAGUAAGGCAUGUGUUUGAUUUAGCUGCUUGUUUCAUCACCAUAACCGUAAAAGAUUUGAAACUGAAUGGUGUUGCAUGCUUCACUCAACUUAACUCCCUUACUUCAGUAACUGAUACCUAAAUAACUGUAAUAUUUACAAAACCACAUUUCAUAUUAGUCUGCUAUUGUAAUGCCAUACCUAUGACUUACUAUGGUGAAAAUAUUUUGUUUAAACUAAAACACCUUUUGCUCUUACAUGGUGGUCUCACAAUAGAGCCUAUUUUUUCCCCAACAAAAUGCCUUUGAAUGAAAAUUCUUAAAUUGUACAUUGUCUAUUUUAAUAUUUACCUAUGGAAGGAUAUGUAAAUAGUUGUAAAUAUGUUUAAUAAAUUUUAUUGGUCAUGUUAA